Boleophthalmus pectinirostris (great blue-spotted mudskipper) is the source of this 3625-nucleotide messenger RNA. It is a transcript of the gene abca2, whose product is annotated as ATP-binding cassette, sub-family A (ABC1), member 2. The record is from RefSeq and is a predicted model, not a curated record. Gene Ontology annotation, molecular function: ATP hydrolysis activity; ABC-type transporter activity; ATP binding. Gene Ontology annotation, cellular component: membrane; intracellular membrane-bounded organelle. Gene Ontology annotation, biological process: transmembrane transport; lipid transport. Lineage: Eukaryota; Metazoa; Chordata; Actinopteri; Gobiiformes; Gobiidae.
UAUUGUGAAGGUGCAGACCGGAAGCUGCGCGGUGGUAUCGGGGUUUUGGUCUGACUGGAGUUUGGCGCAUCUCCGCUCCGAGUCCCGGUGUGUCCGCUGCUUCUCCCCCAGGGACAGCGCCUCUCCUCCGGCCGCAGCUCCCCCCGGACCCUCCCGCCGCUCGGACCCGGACCCGGCGCCGCGUCAUGGGGUAAAAGCUCCGGAGCGUCCCCCGGGCCUCGUCUGGAUCUGAGACCGAAAACAGCGCAGCAACAUGGGCUUCCUGCACCAACUGCACCUGCUCCUCUGGAAGAACAUGACGCUGAAGCGCAGAGGACCGUGGGUUCUGGCCUUCGAGAUCUUCAUCCCUCUCGUCUUGUUCUUCAUCCUCCUCGGACUCCGGCAGAAGAAACCUGCUCUGCCCGUCAAAGAAGCGUUCUACAGCGCCGCCCCUCUGACCAGCGCCGGGAUCAUCCCCGUCAUGCAGUCGCUCUGCCCCGACGGACAGAGGGACGAGUUCGGCUUUUUACAAUACAACAACUCCACGGUGACUCAGUUGUUGUUGAGGAUUCAGGAGGUGGUGGAGCAGAACCGGAUCUUCUCGUCAGAUGGAUCUGCUCUGGGUUCUGAGCUGGAGAACCUUCAGAAACGACUGCAGAACCUGAGCUCCGCCCCUUUACCUGAAGACCACGCCCCCCUCAACCACAGCUCAGACUUCUCUCUGUCUGAGGUUCUCAGAGAUCCGCCUUCGUUCCGGAAGUUUCUCGUGUCAAACUUGUCUCUGAGCCAAUCAGAGGCCUCGUUUCUCCUGGACACGCCCCUCAGCUCUUCUCAGGUUCACCGUCUCGUUUUCGGCUCGUCGCAGAGAGACGACGUCAGCAGGAGCCGCAGAGGAACCACAACCUCGACCACCGGAGCAAAGAUCCACCACCUACAGGAGGCGCUGCUGGGCGGGGUGCGGGCUCUGGACGCGGGGCUCUUGGACCGGGCUCUUCUGGAUCCCGGCGCCGCCCAGAGACCAGCCCUGACCCGGAUCAUGUCCAGAGUCCUGGGCCUGACCGAACCCAAGGACCAAGACCAGCAAGAACUGAAAGAGGCUCAGGUCGUGCUCCUGAGCGGCUCCACGCUUCAGUCUCUCACCUGCGCAGACGACGGCGCCGCUCUGGCUCGGCUCCUAUUGGCUCCUGAGGCGGAGGGGGCGGGGCUUCGGGCGUACCGGGGGUCACUGUGCGGCGGGGUCAAAGGUCAAAGGUCACAGAGGUUUGAACAGCUGAGCGCAGAACUGCAGGAACAGAUCGACGACGACAAACUCAACCACAAGUUGCCUCUGGGCCCCCCUCCGGGCUCCGCGCUGCCCCCCUCAGGGCUCAGAGUUUUACUGCGGGACCUGGUGGAGGUAGAGCGCCUCCUGCAGGACGUGGACCUGCUGUCGGGUCUCGCACGACUGCUGCCCAAAGGAGCCUGCGCCAAACGGUCAAACCGGACUUCCCCCUCCCCGACCGCCUCCUCGGGGCCGUCGAACUCCACCACAGGGGCCAACAGCACCGAGGGGGGGGAGGAGGGCGCGGGGGGGCGGCGGGGAGUAGCCGACAACCCUCACUCCCAGUUCUCCGCCUUCGUCCAACUGUGGGCCGGACUGCAGCCCAUCCUCUGCGGCAACAACAGGAGGAUCGAGCCCGAGGCGUUGAGGCAGGGGAACAUGAGUUCUCUGGGCUUCACCUCCAAAGAACAGAGGAACCUGGGUCUGCUGGUCCACCUCAUGACCACCAACCCCAAGAUCCUCUACUCCCCCAUGGGCUCCCAGGCCGACAAGGUCAUCCAGAAGGCGAAUGAGACGUUUGCGUUCGUGGGGAAUCUGACUCACUUCACUCGUUUGUGGUUAAACGUCUCGUCUCGGCUCCGGAACCUUCUUCAGGAGGACAGUCUCCAGCGCCACCUGCUGUGGUUCCAGCAGUUGUCCUCAGAGCUGCAGAGACGUCCUGGUCUCUUGGACUCAGACCUGGACCUGGAGGCUCUGACCAAAGGGAACCACUCAGUGCCGGACCGAGCGACUCUGCUGCAGCAGCUGGACGCCAUCGACAACGCCGCGUGUCAGUGGAACCGCUUCAUGGACAAGGUGAGCGUGGACGUGUUUAAAGGUUUCCCAGACGAGGACAGCAUCGUCAACUACACUUUAAACCAGGCCUACCACGACAACGUCUCCGUGUUCGCCAGUGUAAUAUUCCAGGUGGACAGCCGGGGGGCGCUGCCUCCUCAUGUUCGGUAUAAGAUUCGUCAGAAUUCAAGUUUCACGGAAAAGACCAACGAGAUCCGGAGAGCGUACUGGAGACCCGGACCCAACACCGGAGGGAAGUUCUACUUCCUCUACGGCUUCGUCUGGAUCCAAGACAUGAUCGAGAGGGCCAUCAUCAACACGUUUGUGGGACACGACGUGGUGGAACCAGGGAACUACGUCCAGAUGUUUCCCUACCCCUGCUACACCAGAGACGAUUUCCUGUUUGUGAUCGAGCACAUGAUGCCCUUGUGCAUGGUGAUCUCCUGGGUUUAUUCUGUGGCCAUGAUGAUCCAGCACAUCGUCGCCGAGAAGGAACACAGGCUCAAAGAGGUGAUGAAGACGAUGGGGCUGAACAACGCCGUGCACUGGGUGGCCUGGUUCAUCACGGGCUUCGUGCAGCUGUCCGUCUCCGUCACGGCGCUCACCGCCAUCCUCAAGUACGGACGAGUCCUGCUCCACAGCGACCCCCUCAUCAUCUGGCUCUUCCUCUCCGUCUACGCCACCGCCACCAUCAUGUUCUGUUUCCUGGUGUCGGUUCUUUAUUCUAAGGCCAAACUGGCUUCUGCUUGUGGAGGAAUCAUCUACUUCCUGAGCUACGUUCCUUAUAUGUACAUCGCCAUCAGGGAGGAAGUGGCCCACGACAAGAUCACCGCCUUCGAGAAGUGCAUCGCCUCCCUCAUGUCCACCACGGCCUUCGGUCUGGGCUCGAAGUACUUCGCCCUGUAUGAGGUGGCGGGCGUGGGCAUCCAGUGGAGAACCAUCUGCCAGUCUCCGGUCGAGGGCGACGACUUCCACCUGGGCCUGUCCAUGAUGAUGCUGGUGCUGGACGCGGCGCUCUACGGCGUCCUCUGCUGGUACAUCGAGGCCGUGCACCCAGGCAUGUACGGGCUCCCUCGGCCCUGGUUCUUCCCCCUGCAGAGGUCGUACUGGACGGGCAGCGGGCGCGUCGACUCGUGGGAGUGUUGUGGAGGAGGAACCACCCACCUCAGCAUCAUGGAGGAAGACCAAGCCUGCGCCAUGGACCAGCGCCGAUCAGAGGAGCUGCGGGGUUUGGAGGAAGAACCUGCUCAUCUUCCUCUCGUCGUUUGCAUCGAUAAACUCACCAAAGUUUAUAAACCCGACGGGAAAAUGGCCCUGAACCAACUGAGCCUGAACCUGCACGAGGACCAGGUGGUGUCCUUCCUCGGGCACAACGGGGCGGGCAAGACCACCACCAUGUCGAUCCUCACGGGUUUGUUCCCGCCCACCUCCGGCUCAGCGACCAUUUAUGGGCACGACAUCCGCACGGAGAUGGACCGGAUCCGGCAGAACCUCGGGAUCUGUCCCCAGCACAACGUCCUGUUUGACCGACUCAGCGUCCACGAACAUCUG